Messenger RNA from Toxorhynchites rutilus septentrionalis, 1009 nucleotides. RefSeq names its product DNA repair protein complementing XP-A cells homolog (gene Xpac). Gene Ontology annotation, cellular component: nucleotide-excision repair factor 1 complex. The record is from RefSeq and is a predicted model, not a curated record. Gene Ontology annotation, molecular function: damaged DNA binding. The transcript has a single exon. Gene Ontology annotation, biological process: nucleotide-excision repair involved in interstrand cross-link repair; UV-damage excision repair; base-excision repair. The coding region runs from base 101 to 913 and encodes 270 amino acids. NCBI's taxonomy places the organism in Eukaryota, Metazoa, Arthropoda, Insecta, Diptera, Culicidae.
UCUCUCAACAGUAGAACCCAUGCAAAAUACGUUUCGCCGAAUUGUUCUUGUGUUUCCAUGUAUUGCAUGCUUCAUAACAGCUAAAUUUAUAGUUUAAAUCAUGAGCGAAGAAUUGUCCGAAGCGGAUCGAGAACGCAUCAAUGCGAACCGCCAGCGAGCCAUCAGUCUCCGCCAGGCGAGACUUACCGCCCAUCCGUACAAAGAUAAACAACGCCCACCGGAAACCGCCGUCGCCAUCAACAAUGUCAUCAAAGUGUCCGGAACAAAGUACAUCGACAGCGGAGGAGGUUUCCUCAUCGAGCAGCGCACCUGUGUUGAUCCGAGCAAAGAGGAGAUACCCAUUGAUGAGAAGGAAGUGGAAAUAGAUUCCGUUCCUCUGCCGAUCGAGUUCGAUGAUUGCGUCGAGUGCGGAGACAAGUUUGCUGAUUCGUAUCUGUUGAACACGUUUGAGUACAAAGCAUGCGACGCUUGUCGAGAUUCCGACGGGAAGCACUCGUUGAUAACGAGGACGGAAGCCAAGCAGGAGUACUUGCUAAAGGAUUGCGAUUUGGACAAGCGAGAGCCUAUUUUGAAGUACAUCAGUCGCAAGAAUCCUCACAAUGUCCGCUGGGGUGAGAUGAAACUUUAUUUGCACCUUCAAAUCGAACAGCGAGCUUUGGAAGUGUGGGGCUCCGAGGAAAAUCUUAUACAGGAAAAAGAGCAGAGGGAUACGAAGCGGGAAGUGGCCAAAGUGAAGAAGUAUAAUAAAAGGCUCAAGGAGCUUAGGAUGGAUGUUCGGAGCAGUUUGUACGAUAAAACAUCGCAGUCUCACGUGCACAGCUGGAGUGAAAACGAGGUGCAUAACGAGGAGGAAGACACUUACACCCGCAGCUGCGAGUCCUGUGGACACAAGGAAACAUACGAGAAAAUGUGAUGGAUGCAGUAUUUUUACUUUUUAUUUUGAAUAUUGUUUUGUUACAGGCGAACAAUUAGAUUAUCAUUAAAACGGAAAUUUCUACAUAUCACUUGA